Messenger RNA from Protobothrops mucrosquamatus (brown spotted pit viper), 2020 nucleotides. Its product is annotated as small integral membrane protein 29. Bases 73 to 378 code for a protein of 101 amino acids. NCBI's taxonomy places the organism in Eukaryota, Metazoa, Chordata, Lepidosauria, Squamata, Viperidae. The transcript is spliced from 5 exons. The record is from RefSeq and is a predicted model, not a curated record.
UGGACAUUAGGUGGACUUCCCAAUGAUGACAGGAGCUGCUUCUCCGAUCUUGUCAAGCAAGUUUUCUAUGCCAUGAAUAAUACCACCAUGCCCACUUCUGCUGGGCCAACCAAUGACUCCCUGGUGGGCUAUAUUCUAGUGCCGUUUUUCCUUAUCACUAUUGUUGGCAUCGUCAUGGCAGUGAUGAUGUAUAUCCAGAAAAAAAGGAGAUACGAUCGACUACGCCAUCAUCUGUUGCCAAUGUACAGUUAUGAUCCUGCGGAGGAGCUGCAUGAGGCUGAGCAAGAACUCCUAGUGGAGCCAGAGGACACUAAAGUCAUGCGAGGUUGGGGAGGAUACCAGCCCUAUCGAAAUUCAUUUAUGGAUGUGAAAGCUUGAUGGUACUCAGCUCAGACUGAUCGUAAGAGUGUAGAUGGAUGACCUACCUGGCAUGUGUGCCAACCUGAAUGCCAUUAACGUUGCUGCCUUUCUUUACACUUCAGUACUACAGCCUCUUGCCGUGACUUCCAGUAACAAGGUGUAAUGGGUGCCAGCCGUGUCAAGGAGAUUGGCACUGGACACCUGGUACAAAGAGCAGCCUAAGGAGUUGGAGAAUUGUGUUUGGAACUAGGACAGCUUGCUAUGUGGCAUCAUUCUUCGUAUCAAUUGUCUCCUGGUUUGCAUUUUAUGUGGAUGAAAAGAUACAGGAGUUUAUGGAUUUUCGACUAAAAUAUUACUGAAUAGCUCUUGCAUUAUGGGCGUCAAUCCUCAAAAGCUUGGCUUCAUUAAAAAAAGCAAAAACAAAGCAGUCAACCUCGGUUUCCUUUUGUGAACAAAGAGCAUCAGAAUGCAGCUGCUAUGAUAUUCCAGCACACAUUGCUAGCUGCCUUCUCAAGGGUGUAUUAUUUAAAGUUGUUGGAUUCCUGUAACAUGUUGCUGAACAGAUGCAAACAAAGUGAAUAAAAUUGCCAAAUGCAUAACUCAGUGCUUGAGGGGUGGUGGUAUACUUCUUGAAAUAGGGAUAAUGGGUAUAUGUCACCAGCUUUGGAAUUGUUUGUGUGUUACAUGCUGGGAGGAUGCAGUUUAGCUAGGAAGUUCAUAUAGAUGCUUAGCAUGUCUAUCAGAAAGGACCAUAGUUAUUUCUGAGAGCUAUUUUCUUUGAUGACAUGUUUGAGCUCAAUAGGGACUUACUGUAUAUUUGGUAUUUGAGAAAUCAUCUGUUUUAUAAAUAAAACUGAACCUGACUAGGAGUACCUGUGGCAAAACAAACAAGCUUUUCCAGUACUAUAACCUGUUAUGCCUGUGUUUGUGAAUACAGCUUGUUACCAUUGAUAUACCUGUGAUGGACUGACAUACUGGUGCAGCAGUGUCACUGCUGCUUUGCUGAAGCUGAUUUGUGCUACUCAUUGCUUGCUGAACUCAACAAAUGGACACAGAUUAUGCACCUAAUGAGAAAGCUGCACUGGUAACUUUGAGAAAAUGUCUUAAUGCCUUUAUGUCUUUUUCCCCCGAAGUUUUGAUUUUAAGCAAAGUUGGGGGUCUUCCACACAUUUUAAGAAAAUUGGGAUGCAACUUAUAUUGCAUAUAUCUGAUGCCUUUUGAGGUUGACAAUGUAUUCCUAAUGCAAAGAAAAAGAUUGGCGAUUGUGGUUCUGGAAAUAAAGUUAAUUUCUCCAUGACAACACUGAAUGGCAAUGCACAUUGUAACCAUUGCUUCUCUUCCUAAACACACAAGGUUAAUGAACUGGUGGUGCAGCUACGUGGGCUGAAUCCAUGAAGAAAAAUAGUUGCCAUUUCCUGCAUCAUCUUCCAAUGAAAUCAAUAUGGACUCUGCACUGUAAUUUGUUUUAUGUUGUCCCCAUCUGUAUGCCUUUAAUUUAUAUCUCAUAUUGCUAUUACUCCUUGCUUUGUUAUGGGUCUGCAGGCAAAAAACUGCAGUCAUGAUUUACAUCCAGUCAUGAAUUUUAGUUCCUAAAUGUACUGAAUGCUUGUUCUUUCGUUUAUGUACUGCAUUUACUUCCAUACUGCUAAAUGUCUCAAAA